CGUUGACGCAGCUGCUCGACCGGAUGUGUUUUCCUUAAAUCGAACCGCUUUUAUUUUUCUAGUGUGGCUAACGGCUGUUAUCAUUCAGAACUACAAGCUUUACUGAACGCGGUUCAGUGGAUAUAUAACAUUUUCAAAACGUGUAUUCUUUGUGUUUCUUUCAUACUAUUUCAACGAUCUGAAUAUUAAAUUUGAGAAAUGUCCAGGCGAAGGCACAGCGAUGAGGGUGAUGCCGGCGCUCAGCCUCACAAACGGAGGAGGACGUCUGAACCCAUUGAGAUUGAAGACCGCCUGGAGUCACUGAUAUGUCGUGUGGGAGAGAAGAGUACGUCCUCCUUAGAGAGCAAUUUGGAGGGUCUUGCUGGUGUCCUGGAGGCUGAUCUCCCUAAUUAUAAAAGCAAAAUCCUGCGCAUCUUAUGUGCUGUUGCAAGGCUUUUGCCUGAGAAGUUGACGGUUUACACGACAUUGGUUGGACUUCUCAAUGCUCGCAAUUACAACUUUGGAGGAGAGUUUGUGGAGGCCAUGAUCCGACAACUCAAGGAGACACUAAAAUCAAACCUUUACACUGAGGCUGUUUACUUGGUGCGCUUUCUCAGUGAUCUGGUGAACUGUCAUGUCAUCGCGGCUCCCUCCAUGGUUGCUAUGUUUGAGAACUUUGUCAGUGUCACACAGGAAGAAGACAUACCACAGGUGCGAUCUGACUGGUAUGUGUACGUUGUGCUGUCCAGUCUGCCUUGGGUUGGCAAGGAGCUGUACGAGAAGAAGGAUGUAGAAAUGGAUCGCUUGCUUAACCAAAUCGAGGGAUAUUUAAAGCGGCGUCAGAAGACUCAUGUUCCCAUGCUGCAGGUCUGGACCGCAGAAAAGCCCCAUCCACAGGAAGAGUAUUUGGACUGUCUCUGGGCCCAGGUGCAGAAGCUGAAGAAGGACCGCUGGCAGGAACGUCAUAUCCUGCGGCCUUAUAUUGCAUUUGACAGUGUGCUGUGUGAAGCCCUGCAGCACAACCUGCCCCCUUUCACACCUCCAGCCCACUCUGAUGAUGCUGUCUACCCCAUGCCUCAUGUUGUCUUCCGCAUGUUUGACUACACUGAUGCCCCAGAGGGGCCAGUGAUGCCAGGAAGUCAUUCAGUCGAGCGCUUUGUGAUUGAAGAGAACCUGCACUGCAUCAUCAAGUCUCACUGGAGGGAGAGGAAGACCUGUGCUGCCCAAUUGCUCAGCUACCCUGGAAAAAACAAGAUACCCCUUAACUACCAUAUUGUGGAGGUGAUAUUUGGCGAGUUAUUCCAGCUGCCCGUUCCUCCUCACAUUGAUGUCAUGUACACUGCGUUGCUCAUUGAGCUCUGCAAACUGCAACCGGGCUCUUUACCGCAAGUCCUCGCUCAAGCCACAGAAAUGAUGUACAUGAGGCUGGACACAAUGAACACAAGCUGUAUAGACCGACUCAUCAGCUGGUUCUCGCAUCAUUUGAGUAACUUCCAGUUCAGAUGGAGCUGGGAUGACUGGGCUGACUGCUUGACUCAAGAUCUUGAGAAGCCCAAACCCAAGUUUGUUAAAGAGGUUUUGGAAAAGUGUAUGAGGUUGUCGUACCAUCAGCGGAUAGUGGACAUAGUUCCUGCAAGUUUCUCUGCCCUGAUCCCUGCUGAGCCUCUGUGCUUUUAUAAAUAUGGAGAGGAGAACAGCACUUCAUUACCAGGAUUUCCUGUGGCAACCACAGUGAGUAACGCUAUCAAAAACCGGGCGUCUAAUGAGGAGAUUCUUAUUAUUCUAAAAGACGUCCCUAAUCCCAACCAGGAUGAUGAUGAUGAUGAGGGCGAUGGCUUCAACCCUCUAAAGAUUGAAGUGUUCCUGCAGACGCUGCUCCAUUUGGCUGCAAAGUCCUUCAGUCAUUCCUUCAGUGCCCUGGCCAAGUUUCAUGAGGUUCUAAAGGCCCUCACAGACUGUGAUGAGGGGAAGCUGCACAUCCUCCGGGUUCUGUACGAGUUCUGGAAGAACCACCCUGAGAUGAUCUCAGUGUUGGUGGACAAGUUUAUUCGGACCCAGAUCGUGGAUUGUGCGGCCGUGGCCAACUGGGUGUUCUCUCCUGAAAUGGCUCAUGAUUUCACCAGGUUUUAUGUGUGGGAGAUUCUUCAUUCAACCAUCCGGAAGAUGAACAAACAUGUGCAGAAGAUCCAGAAAGAGCUUGAUGAGGCAAAAGAAAAGCUGGAGAAGCAACAGAACAAAAAGCAGCGGGACAGCGGUGAUGAAGAAGACAUGGAGAAGAACAAUGAGGAUGAGGAGGGUCAGUUGGAGGAACAGAUCGAGAGGCUGCAGGAGAAAGUCGAGUCAGCCCAGAGCGAGCAGAAGAACCUUUUCCUUGUUAUUUUCCAGCGCUUCAUUAUGUUACUGACAGAGCACCUGGUUCGCUGUGAAACGAGUGGCGUAGACAUCAACACCACCUGGUACAAGAACUGCAUCGAGAGGCUGCAGCAGAUCUUCCUCAUGCAUCAUGUGAUCAUCCAGCAGUAUAUGGGCACCCUGGAGAACCUGCUGUUCACCGCUGAGCUCGACCAUCACAUCCUGACUGUUUACCAGCAGUUUUGUGCUCUUCAGCUCUGAGAUCCCACAGUGCAUCAUUCAGACUAUCACACCUGCCUGUUUAUGUGGCAUUUCAAGGUUUAGCAACAUCCAUUAGAAUCAUUGGAGAUGGCUUUCUUUAGUAAUAUUGGGAAAUAUCAGACCUAUUUUGGGGCCCUUGAUAUGUUUCUGUAGUUUUUCCUUUUUGUGUCGUGUGUUUGUUUUUUUUUUUUGUUUUUUUCCUUUUUGUUUUUUUUUCUUUUUAACCCAUUGUCAUUGGCUCUGUGGUGAGUAUAGAUCUUUUUAAAAUGCCCACUGUUUAGAAAACCAUGACGAAGAACAUUGUUUUACUCAAACAACCAUGGUAUGAAACUACUCGGCUGUAUUUUUAUGCGUUUUAUGUCAUUUUGAUUGAAAAAUGGUUGUCGAGUUGGGUCACAAGUGAUUCUGCAUUAUCAAUGGUUUGCCUCUGUAAAGCAGAUUGAGGUCUUUUGCCACCCUAAUGCCAUGUUUUGGACAAAGAAAUGUCUUCCUCUUUUUCUUUUCUCUGUUGUUUUUUUUUACAAAAAUACAAAAAAAAAAAAAAAAAAUCA
This is a messenger RNA of Ctenopharyngodon idella (grass carp), 3143 nucleotides long. RefSeq names its product nuclear cap-binding protein subunit 1 (gene ncbp1). Gene Ontology annotation, molecular function: protein binding; mRNA binding; RNA cap binding. The transcript has 23 exons. The record is from RefSeq and is a predicted model, not a curated record. Gene Ontology annotation, cellular component: nuclear cap binding complex; nucleus. NCBI's taxonomy places the organism in Eukaryota, Metazoa, Chordata, Actinopteri, Cypriniformes, Xenocyprididae. Gene Ontology annotation, biological process: regulation of mRNA processing; nuclear-transcribed mRNA catabolic process, nonsense-mediated decay; mRNA export from nucleus. Bases 199 to 2592 code for a protein of 797 amino acids.